GAAGAAAGCGUUCAGAACAGUGGACACAUGAAAAAACAGAUCGAAAUUCUGAAGAAACAGAGCGAAAUUAUUGAACCAUUGUUGAAUUUGAACAGUCUAACGUCCGACCAAGAUAUUGCUUUCUACACAGGAUUUCCCAACUAUGAUAUAUUUAUAGCACUUUUUAAUUACCUUAACCCUGGGACACAUGGGGAAAAUAUAAGGUAUGUGAGGGAAAAACCAAAUGAUUUUUAUGUUGCCAUCGACGAUAGUGAACCAGAGAAGGAAAAUGGUGAGAGAAAGAAGGGAAGGCCAAAGAAGCUUAAACCAAUUGAAGAAUAUUUUAUGGUGUUGUGUAGGUUACGCAGAGGUUUUUCAAUACAGCAUUUAUCACACUUGUUUGGUGUCGCAUCAUCCAGUGUAAGCAGAAGUUUGACAGCCUGGAUCAACUUUAUGUACUUAAAGUUUGGUCAAAUUAACCUCUGGCCAUCGAAGCAACUUGUGCAAGACACUAUGCCUGAUGUAUUUAAAGAAAAAUAUCCAAACACUCGUGUCAUAAUAGACUGUACCGAAAUAAGAUGUGAGAUGCCGGGCAGUUUAUUAUUGAAUGGUGAACUGUUCAGUUCUUAUAAGAACCACACAACGCUUAAGGGAUUGAUAGGGAUAGCACCAAGUGGAGCCAUUACUUUUAUAAGCCAGCUAUACACAGGGUCUAUAUCUGACCGGGAGAUUGUGAUUCGAAGUGGUUUCCUUGACCAAGCUUUUGUUGAUGGUGAUACAGUCAUGGCUGAUAAAGGAUUCACCAUACAAGAUCUUCUACCAUUGGGGACAACUCUGAAUAUACCACCAUUCCUUGGUCAGAAUUCCCAAAUGGGUGCUGAAGAUGUUAUCCGCACACAGCAAAUUGCUAGUGUGCGAAUUCAUGUUGAAAGGGCUAUAAAUCGCAUUAAAAACUACAAGAUUUGGAGUGGGGUAGUACCCCUUAGCUCAUUUGGACUUGUGAAUCAAAUGUGGUCCAUAUGUGCAUUUCUGUGCAAUGCACAAGACAAACUUAUCAGCAUAUAAUUUCUGAAAUUAUGAGAACUGUAUUUGUGUGGAAAUAUUCAGGUAAAUUAAUCAAUUUGUUAUAUAUUAUUAUGAAUUUAAUAAUUAUUAUUUAUAAAUAUAUUAUUUAUUGAGAAUAAUUUAUGAAUUUAUAAAAUAUUUUGAGUGUAAAUAUAAUUAAAUGAUUACUGUAAAUUUAAAAUGCAAAUGAAUCAAAGUUAUGAAUGUAAUAAUGCUAUUGAAAUGAAAUGAAAUAAAUGGUCUACAUUUAAAAAUUAUUUGUGUUGCAUGGAUUACAAAUAACAUUAGUGCACAUACACUGUACUUAAAGACACAGUAGCACCUUUUGAGCAAUCUGUUUUAGUUACCUGCCAACAAGGUUUAAUUGAAUUAACUUAUUGUUAAUGUUCAAAUUGAAAAUUGACUAAAUGUAGACAACAAAAAUGCUUCCUAAAACACAUUGCUCAAAAGGAACUACUGUGCCUUUACGUACUAUGUCAAACAAAAGACCAGCAAUCGCAAAGCUAUAAGCUAUUGUGCAUUGUAUUCAGUAGUUGCCAAAUUGAUGAAAUGAUCAAAGUAAUAUGACUGCAACAUAUUUCUCAUAUUUAUCCAGUACUGGUGAUCAUAUUUAAUUCUCUCGAUGCUGAGUCCCUUGUCAGUAUAUAUAACAAAAUCACACCACUUUGCUUGUGUCACUCCUAGUUGACCUUGUAUCUGAGCAUAGUAAUCAUGGUCAUGCUUGAGUUGUGGUAUUCGGAAAUCGAUCGGCCAGCAACUUCAUGUGAACAAAACUUUGGAUCUGAACAGGCAUCUAAAGGAGUUACCCUGUAUUUUGUCUCAGGGCAUUUUACCUUGACAAGACCAUAGGGUUCACUGCAUCCUGCAUCAAUAACUUUCCCAUCUGGAGAAGCUCCAAGGAAAGGUGCAUCUUUGCAUACAACAAACCCUGAUUUGAAUAACACUACAGGUUUUCCAAUUGCAUGCAUAUAUUUCUGGUAUUGUUGCAAUGCAGUUGACUCAUACUUGUUGCCAUGGGCUGUGUACUUUGAAUUAAAGGGCUUUGGAUUGAGCAAGUUAUUUGCAAGAGAAUCAUGAUUUCUUUUCCUUUUAGUGAUAAGUCCAAAGUUUGAGGCAGUUAACCUGUACUUUCUUUCACAUUUCCAUUCUGCAGACUGGGCUUGAGCCCUUGUUUUCUUUUCAAUAUCAUUCAGCUUGCCCUCAGUAACACAUAAUUGUUCGAUAAACUUCUUUUCAGAUUGACUGCAACUGUUUGGGCAUUUAAAAUCAGGUAUAUCAGUAAUUGGAAAGAUUGGAUAUAAGGUUGUGUCAAUGUUUUCCUUAUCAUGUAGAGUUUUUCUUGAGACAGAAUUUAUGUCACAGAAAACAUUGAAAUUAGACUCUGUUAAGGAAAGUUGAUAGCUUGCAUAAGACCCUCUCGGACUCUUACCAUACAAUGUUUCCACAUAGUCAUCUUGAUCACCAGCAUGAUCAGCAUCAUUCAUGAUUUGUGCUAAAGCCGUCGAAGGGUGUAAUCGUUCAAGAUUUUGCUGUAAAUUUAAUUCAUCUUUUUUCUGGGUCCUCAAGUUUGCCCGAGCUUCGAACAAGUUACACUGGACGCCUGAUUUUUUACGUAGAGAUUCACUACCAGAGGAAUUCGAAGUGUUAUAAUCAAGCUUCGUUUUCUUUACAUUAACUUCCAUAACUGGUUGCGGCUGUAUAGAAUCUCCUCUACCCUUUCUGUGCCACCUCUGUAAACUAGACGUGCAAGCUUCUGUGGGUAACAUGUCAUCGUCUUUAUUUAAUUCAGAAACAUCUUUACAAUCAUAAAGGCUAAACUUGCAUAUUUUCAACAUUAAAGCCAACACAUGAUUACAGAAACCAAUCUUUCCUGCAACACAGGAACAUUGGGCAUUCUUGACCUCUGCAGAUACAAUGUCCAAAGCAAUCUUCAACUUGUGCGGUGGUUCAUUCUUUUUAAAGCUGUGAUAGCACAGACAUUUACAAUAAAAGUGUUUCUCGUCGCUGUUGGCUAACACGUCUUUUAGGUAUUCAUCAUCUAGAAAUGUUUUGGCUCUUCUCAUACAUGUUGGAACUGUAUGAUUUUUGCUAUGUGGAUAGAAGGACUUGCCACAUUUUGAGAUAUGCAAGUUCAUCUCUGCACGAGUAUAAAAUAAAGGCAUACGACUCAGAGAAGUCGACCAACUGUUUGUCGGGUAGAUAACUCGACUUGUAUUUAAUGUGUUUUCCAAUUCCGGUUCGAUUUCUUGGGAAGUUUGUUUUCUCGCUUUUCUUUUCGAAAAUAUCUUGUUUUCGUCGGGGUCAACGAUGCUCUUGUCGCGGCCUGAUUUUACAUACUUGUCAACCCUUCAAUGAAAAACCAAAACAUAAUAUCAACGCAGCGCAAAAUCGAGUCCAUAUUGACACAUGUAGAAUUUUUUAAACUUACCGUUUUACGAAUUGUGCCUUCGUUUUAAGGCCUUUGCACGAAUCACCACGACAUUUUAACCAAAAACGAAGCUCGUCCAUCUUUAGCUUAGAAGGUAUUCUUCCAGCUAAGGAAGCACCGGGAAUAUCCUCUUCGGUUAAUUCUACGUCAAAGUUAUCAAAACCUGAUGAGGCCAUGUUAUUUAAAAAAUAUAAACAAUUUCAAAGUUUUCGCGCGAAAAAUUAACCUGACUAGCCUCGUUUUCGUGUAACUCGCCACAGUCCUCCAGACUUUGACAGCUCUUUUUCGAAUCGGUGUAUUGGCCUGAUGGUUUUGCUAUUAAAAAAGUGAGUGGUUAAUCAAUGAAAAUGUAAAGCAAAAUAAUUUUUUGUAGUUGUUGUAAAUGGACUGAUAAAUAAUGGAAGUAUAUAUUAAAUGUAUACCAAUGGGGAAUUCUAAAUAUAAAGUGAUUGAUAUAGUAAUUUCCCAAAGGUUUCCAUAUACCAAUAUGUUGAUGGUGAUAUUAAUAUUAUUAUUAAUCAUGACGUGGCACAAAAAAUAUAUAAUGUGUGUUUGAGAGUUAAUAUCUAGAAACAUUCUUCUUUAUAUUGUAAUAGUUAGCCCAUGGCUAUAAUGUCAGAUAUACAAUUCUAAAAGUGUUCAUCCAAAUGGGUUCCCAGUCUUCAAAUGUGUGCCAGAUGGUUUAGUAAUGUUGCCUUGUUUAGCUGUUCAUCUGCUUGAAGUGAAUAAUGUAGUUUUGCUGAGACCAAUGUGUCCCUGAGGCUUUUGUUCUUUUGAUAUGCUACAAUUGGAGGUUCUGGCCAUAGAAUUUGCAAUGUAGGAUAAUUUUCAAUGACGUUCCAGUGUUUACGUAGUAUUUGUGCAAUGUAUUUCGUAUUACUAUUGUAUUGAGUUGUGAAUAUUGGUUUGUUAGUUGUUUUGUUUGCAUUUUCUGUUUUAUAAAGUAAUUCAUUCUGUGUGUAUAGUAUUACUUUGUUAAAAGAUGUGAUAAUGUUGUCAUGUUUGUAGCCUCGGUGAAUGAGUGCAAUUAGUAGGUUGUCCAGUCUUUGCUGUAGUCUCGUAUUAUCAGUGAUGAUACGCGCGUCUAUAUUGUAGUGCUUGGCUGUAGAUAAUAGAAUUUUUGCAUGUUUGGGGGUGGAAGGAGUUUUGGUGUAGUAGUAGAGUUCUGUCAGUUGGUUUGAUGUAUAGGUCUGAUUCGAGUUUAUUGUUUGGAUUAAUGUAAACAGUUGUGUCAAGGAAGUUGACUGAUUUGUAUGAGUAUGUGUAGUCAAAUUUAAUUGUGGGAUGGAAGUUAUUAAUGUAUGAUAGGAAUUUCUGUAGUUUUUCAAUGCCAUGAGUCCGAAUUGCAAAUAUGUCAUCUAUGAAUCUUAUCCAUUCAAUUGGUAUAAGACCCUGUGGUGCUGCAUUGAGAAGCUUCCGUUCUAAUAUUGCCAUGAAUAUGUUGGCAUAAGUGGGUGCCACAGGUGAUCCCAUAGCAGUGCCAUGAAUUUGUAGAAAAUGUUCAUUGUUAAAUGUAAAGGAGUUUUUGUUGAGUAUGAGGGAUAAGAUAUCAAUCACUGAUUGUUUUAGUUCGGGAGUUAUUAUAUUGUUUUCAUUCAACAUGUCUACACAGGCUUGGAUGCCCUGAUCAUUAGGUAUGUUGGUAUAGAGACUCUUAACAUCAAAUGUGAUAAGUAUGAUAUUGUCUGGUAAGUCCUGAUUUAGUGGAAAAAAUUCUGCGGAGAAAUUCUGUUGUGUCUUGUACAUAUGAUGGUAUAUGUUUCAGGAGUGGUUUGAGGAGGUGGUCAGCAUAUUGAGAGAGCUUGACAGUCGGUCCUCCACAGCCUGAAAUUAUUGGUCUACCUGGAUUGUCCUGUUUGUGAAUUUUUGGUAAAAGAUAGAGCUGUGGUGUUCUUGCUUGAUUAUCAAUUGUUAGAAAUUUGUGUGUUGUGUUGUCAAUUAUGUCUGAUGUGUGGAGUUUAUUGGCAAGUCUUUUAGUUUCUGCUAAUGUCUCAAGGGUUGGGUCAUAUGUGAGUUUUUGAUAAUGAUUCGAGUCAUUUAAUUGUCUAUAUGCCUCAGCUAGAUAGGCAUCUCUGGGCCAGUAUUUAUUAGUAUUCAUGUGUGUGCAGGGUGUGUUAUUUUUGGUCAUGCAUUGCAUUAUUUUUGAAGUUUGUGUGUUUGGUUUAACAGAAAAUGGUGUAUCUGUGAUUUUACGUUUUGGGUUAUGUUGUGUGGAAUGUUUGUGUGCUAUGUUGUGGGUUUUGUCUGUUUAGUAAGAUGUGUUGCCAGUUGUGAGUGUUAGUAAGUGUUGGUGUCCUGUUAUGUUGUUGCACAUUGUUGGUCUUAUGGGUCAUUGGUUGUUGUGUAUUGUAGGUUGUUUGUGAGCGUGGUGGUAUUCGUAGUUUUGGUGUUUGAGGAUUGGUUGUAUUGAUAUGUGUGAUUGUGGGUUGUGUUGUACGGUAGGUUGUUUCAACUUUGCAUGAGUGGUGUUGUGGGAGUAUUUGUUGGUUGAAAUGAACUAAAUGACAGAGUUCUGUUGUUGUUAUGUCUGUUAUAGUUGUAUGAGUGUUGUGGUGUUGAUGUGUGUUGUGUUUGCAAUGUUUUUGGUGUUGUUGUAGUGUUAGUUUUCAUAGGGCUGUUAGUAGGGUUAUGUGUCCGUGCAUGUAUAUGGUUUUGUAUGUGGCUGUUGAAGGGAGUUUGUGGUGUGUGUGUGAUGUGUUUGCAUGAGUUGUGUGUAUUAUUUGUAUUGUGUUAGGUGUAUUUGUUGGAUGGUUUGUGUGUGUAUAGUUGAGUCCUGUUUUCUGUGGUUGUUUUACAUCGUUUAUUUGUGGUUUACUUGAUUGUGUUGGUUUAUUGAUUUGUGCUUUCAUGUUCUUGCUUUUAGCUUUAGUAUGUUUGACUUGAGGUCUAUUGUUUGUUGUUUGUGCUUUUUUUUGUGGAUGUGUUUUCUAAUCGUUUGAGUCAUUUGGUGGUUUUGUUGAGUGCAAGUAAGGACCGUUCUGUGUAUUUCAUGUAUAGUGUGUCUGUUGUAUUAAUGAGUUUUUGUGCUGUGUCGUCAUCACAUCUCUUUUUCAGUUCGUUUGUGCGGUGUUGUAGCUUGUAUUGUGUGUCUUGUAUGCAGUGUUUAUGGUAGUCAAUGGUUGUGUCUAAUAGCCCGAGGGAGGCAUUCGUGAGGAUAUUCUCCCAGCGGUCUUUAAACGUUUUGUCCAUAUAGUAUUUGCUCUUGUGGUGUAUCGUCAGGCCUGGAGGUAAUGUAUUUGCUCUCCUGUGUUCUUGUAAGUUUUCCAGGUUUGUAAGUAGUUUGUUGUGUCGUAUUUUAAGUCCAUAAAUGAUUUUAAAAGAUGUUAGUAAGUAUUUUGGUAUGUCGAUAAAGUCAAUACUGUUAUCUGUAUCGUUGUGCAUGUUGUCCUUGUUGUGAGAUGGGUGUUGGUUAGUAGAACUGUUUUGGUGUGAGUUGGCGUCAUUGUUAUUUGCCUCUUCAGUUAUGUCCAUGUCAACCUCGUCAGUGUUGGGUCUGUCCAUAGUCUGUUCAGUAAUGUUUUGUUCAAUGCUAGGUUCGUUUAAAUGUUGUUUGUCAGUGUCUGGUGAUCCGGUGUUUUGUUCAUGUUCAUUUGUUGCUUGGUCCUCCAUGUCGUACAGACAAAGUUCGUCUAUUUCUAGACUGUC
Messenger RNA from Paramuricea clavata, 7117 nucleotides. The record is from the annotation of a GenBank genome assembly. Lineage: Eukaryota; Metazoa; Cnidaria; Anthozoa; Malacalcyonacea; Plexauridae.